This is a messenger RNA of Alligator mississippiensis (American alligator), 1340 nucleotides long. RefSeq names its product mitochondrial rRNA methyltransferase 3 (gene MRM3). The coding region runs from base 16 to 1245 and encodes 409 amino acids. Lineage: Eukaryota; Metazoa; Chordata; Crocodylia; Alligatoridae. Gene Ontology annotation, biological process: RNA processing. The record is from RefSeq and is a predicted model, not a curated record. The transcript has 4 exons. Gene Ontology annotation, molecular function: RNA binding; RNA methyltransferase activity.
CGGGGCCGCGCCAAGAUGGCGGCGCUGGUGUGGCUGCGGGAGGGCGGCGCGGGGCUGGGCCAGGCGCUGGGGCGGCGGGCGCUGCGGGGACUGCGGCGGCGGCCCGUGGAGGUGCUGCCCCCGCGCGCCGAGCCCGGCCGCCCCCCGCCGCCGCCGCCCCGCGCCCCCCCACCCCCACCCCCGCCGCCGCGAGAGCAGGGACCGGCGCUGGGGCUGCGCUUCGAGACGGCCCGGGCCGGCGACCGCCGCCUUGCGAGGGUGGUGGUCGUGGCCAAGUCGCGGAAGUUCCGGGAGCAGCACGGCAAGAUCCUGCUGGAGGGCCACCGGCUGAUCAGGGACGCGCUGGAGGCUGGCGCGGAGCUGCAGACUCUCUUCUUCAGCUCCCUGCGGAUGAAGGAGCUGAAGGAGCUGCCCGAGGCGGCGCUGAAAGGAGCCAGCUUGGUCAAGGUGAAGUUCAAGGACAUCAAGCUGUGGUCGGACCUCGUCGCCCCGCAGGGGCUAGUAGGAAUCUUCUCCAAGCCGGACUGCACCAAGAUGGAUUAUCCGGCCAUCCAGCUAAGGAAUUCGUUGCCCCUUAGCCUUAUCUGUGACAACAUCCGUGACCCAGGAAACCUAGGGACUAUCCUGAGGUCUGCGGCUGGGGCGGGCUGCAGCAAAGUGCUGCUCACCAAAGGCUGCGUGGACCCUUGGGAGCCUAAAGUGCUUCGUGCCGGCAUGGGCGCUCACUUCCGCGUGCCUGUCAUCGCCAAUCUGGAGUGGGAGUCUGUUCCCGGCAACCUGCCCCCUGACACCUGCAUCCACGUGGCUGGCAACCAGGACCCAAGUGCCCAGGACGAACCGGAGCACGCCUCGGGCAAGGCCAGCAGCUACGGCUGGAUCUCUCGCCCGCGCAACCUGAAGGCGCAGGCUGGCAGAGGGCGCUUGCCUUUGGACUCUAACAGCGAGGAGGACAAGGAAGCAGAAGCCAGGGACCAAAACCCAGAGCUCGCUGCACAGAGCUAUUGUGAGAGCUGGACCCGGGGGCCCGUGGCAGUGGUGAUCGGUGGGGAAACACAGGGCUUGAGCCUGGAAGCACUGCAGCUGGCAGAGAGCACAGGGGGCAGGAGACUCAUCAUCCCGGUGGUGCCUGGCAUGGACAGCCUCAACUCGGCCAUGGCUGCCAGCAUCAUCCUGUUCGAAGGCAAGAGGCAGCUGCAGCUGCAGCAGCCAGAAAGCACGAGACAGACGUUCCCGGCAUCAGGCUAGUACCCAAGGAGACUGCGGCGCACUUCCAGGACCCCACUCUGUAUGUUCACGUGUGCGGGGUUAGCAUAGAGCUGAAUAAAACCAGGGUUGGGGCA